AGCACGCCCCGUGCCGGUAGAACGAAGGACGAUGACGCCGCCUCGCUGAAGGCUUUAAUGCGCGUCGCGUCGCAUCGCGCGUCAAUCGCAUUCCGUCAUGUUUUCUACGAUCGCGUCACACGACCUAAUCGUCGCGACGAAGUUUCCACCAGGGUGUCAUUCGGAUUUCCCGUAACUGAAAACGGAUGUGAUCAACUCGCGGAGACCACGCUCAGAGGAGUGCUCCGAAGAACGGAAUGACGCUUAGCGACGAAACGGACCGGAUCCCGAAUAAUCGCUGAUCAUUCCGCGCAACACGCUAAUCGUUCGCAGCUGUCAUCCGCGCAUACAAGUUUCCACGCAUCUGCUGCAAUCAGGUCCUGAGAAGGAGCUGAACAAGUUCCAGAUCGCAUAUCUCGGGCUGUUCGACCAAUCGUGUUUGUACCGCGCGAUAGGUGUCGCGUAUUAAAACGUUAAUCCGUGCUGUACUACCGGUUAUACGUACAAAUUAGUCCUCAUCCCUCCGGUCUGUCUUACCCACUCUAUUUCUUGCCAGCUAUCUGUCUUUCUUUCUCUCUCUCUCUUUUUCUUUCUGUCUUUCUCUUUCUUUAUCUUUCACGAUUCUUCCCCCUCCCCCCCCCUCGCGAUCCUCACCUCCUACGGCGACUACUUUCGCCGGAGCGCACUCGAUCCUCUUCUCCCUUUUCUUGUUCUCUUUCCGAUCACUCCGCCGUCCCUUGCUGCCUCUUCCUCCCCCGCCGCCGUCGUCUCUAUUGCCCUUAUUGCUUGAGAGACCAAGAUCGCGAGGUUUGCUCGCGUUUUGCGAACGCGCGUGCCAAUCGAGAGAUGAACGGGCGGCGCGAUGAGUCCGAUCCUACCGGUGGCGAGACGCUCGCGAGACGCUCGCGAGACAACGACGACGAUAACGACGACGACGACGACGACGACAACGACGACGACGACGACGACGAUAUUACAUCGCGCGAUUGAAUUCUCCAUUCUAACGUCCGUUCCGUUCGGCACGAGACGCUUCUACUCUGACGAGGUAUCUUUGUAUCGUGAGACGUCUUCCUCUCACACGAAAUGUCGAUUGUAUUUCGCGAAUUUUCUCAUUUCCUCCCUAUGUUCGUUCUGCAUCGGCGCGAGGAGAAUGACAUGCAGCGAUGGACUCCGACAUGAUGUUUCUACGAACGCGGGCGUUGUUGACAUAUCGUGAUAACGGAGAGAACUGCAACGGAAGGUAUGUCGGCGAACAGAUCGGGAACGCUGUUUCCCGUGAUCUCGGACUUCGUUUCGCGAAAUUGCUGUUGUGAUCGUCAGUUGUUAUAAAUACGCUUGUGGAGAAUUUGAUUUGUAAGAAGUGAAGCUUUCUUCAAUCUCCGAGGAGACAAACCACUGGAUUUAUUGGUUUAACUUAAUCCUUGAUUCCUACCUUUGUGGGUUGGAAAAACAUUCUGGAGAACAAAAGAAGAAGAAGAAGAAGAAGAAGAACAGAUUGGCAAGUCUUUGUGGCGAUUGACAAGAAUGCAUUCGGAGAAAAGCUGAAGUGAUAGACCACGACGUCUUGGCGACCGAUUAGUGUCUAUUGAUCAGUUAAAUUGACGUGAAGGAAAAAGUAUUGAUGAGAGAUAAAGUGAAGUAUAUCUCAUUAAAGCUUCGCCAAGAAGACUCCGAAUAUAUCGCCACGAAAAUAUCGCUCGUGACGGACAAACGCCUCUUUGACGAGCCAUUAUUUCUAGGAAAGCCGGAAAGUCAGGCUCCAGACGCAAUCAAGAGCGUAUACCAUGGGAGGCAUUUAAUACGUUUAUACCCGGCAGAAGGGUUCUACGUGGGAGCAAAAAGCCCAGUGUGUCUCGAGUGCCCCGAAGCGUCGUCUUAUUAGCUUUUGCGAGAGAACGGGCGGCGGUGGUCGCGAAAAGGGACAUAAUAUACCGUAGGGGGGGGGGGGGGGAAGGAAGGAAAGAGGACCCCGCCGGCGUUCCCUAGAUUAGAAGGUCUCGGCCACGGCGAUUAUUACCGUCGGACUGGGGUUACGCCGUAAAGCACACGGUGGAAGAAACCGCCGGUGGAAAUCGAUCUUAACGACCACCUCGUCCUCGUCGGUCGUCGGUCCGGAUGUGGUUGUCGCUGCUCGUCCAUUGCGUUUGCCGCCAUUCGUCGCGUAAGAAGCAUGUCGAGCUUGGCACGGAGAAGACGCACUGCGGUGCUCGGUUCGAAGCGAUGGUGGCAAGGCGGUUGCUGGGCCACCAGGAGCCACCAGGAAGCGUACUUGCGCAAGCUCUACGGCAGGAAGAACAAUCAAGAUGCCAGGAAUAGUGGUAGCCAAAACGACGAGGACGUCGCAGCGCGUACCGCCGGUAUAGAUGCACCUUGGGCGACGCCCGGUGUUUAUGAUCUUCCAACCAUUACCGACUCGGAGCAUCACUACCUGGAUGCAUUUUUGAGAAAUCGCGAAGACGGCGCGAACGGCAACAACGACGAUGUCGACGAUGUUGUCGCUGUGGUGGUUGGGUGUCCGGCGUUGGCGACGUCGCGCGCGAGUCCGACGGAGAAGUGCGUGGAGUUCCUGAAGGGCGCUCAUCACGACGACGGAAUCAAUUUCGGUCGCCGUGCCGCGGUAGACACGGAAUGCGGCCGCGUAGCCGAUUGCGGUUCGAUGCAUUCGAGUUACGAUGCGGCCGCUGGUUGUCCCGAGAAAGUGUGCAGGAGCUGCAGGUGCCCGCGAGAGGAACACCAGCGGUCUUCGACGGAGGCGGGCGGUCCUUCGGGACUCGGUCUGGGUCCAGGUCCGCCGAUGGCGAUGGCCAUGGCCUUUCCGAGCGGCGCCGAGGGCGCGCCUCACCAGGAGCCGUUCAAGAGCCCGGUGCAAGCUGCGCCGGCCGGUCUGGCGCUGCAGGAGGCUCUGAUGCAGCAUCACCAGAGGCACUCGCAAAGCGACGACGACAGUGGUUGUGCGCUCGAGGAGUACACGUGGGUGCCACCCGGACUGAGGCCCGACCAGGUGCAUCUGUACUUCAGCGCGCUGCCGGAGGACAAGAUCCCGUACGCGGGUAGCGCCGGCGAGCGGGAGCGGGUGAAGCAAUUGCUGCAACAGCUACCGCCGCACGACAAUGAGGCGCGUUACUGCAGCGGCCUGACCGAGGAGGAGAAGCGCGAGCUGCGGGUGUUUGCGGCUCAGCGGAAACGCGAGGCUCUCGGUCGCGGGCACGCGAGUCAGCUUGAACGGCCGCAUGGGGCCGGAUGCCGCGAGUGCGGCCGCGCGAUUGCGGCCGGCGAGAUGGCCGUCGCGGCAAGCCGCGCGGGCCCGGCUGCUCUCUGGCACCCCGCCUGCUUCGUCUGCUGCGUGUGUCGUCAGCUGCUAGUGGAUCUAAUCUACUUCUGGCGGGACGGCAGGCUCUACUGCGGCCGUCACCACGCCGAGACUCUCAAACCCCGCUGUUGCGCUUGCGACGAGAUCAUCCUCGCUGAUGAAUGCACCGAAGCCGAGGGUAGAGCGUGGCAUAUGCGCCACUUCGCUUGUCUCGAGUGCGACCGGCAGCUCGGUGGCCAGCGGUAUGUGAUGCGGGAAGGCCGGCCGUACUGUCUCAGGUGCUUCGACGCUUCCUUCGCUGAGUACUGUGACAGCUGCGGCGAGCCGAUCGGCGUCGACCAGGGCCAAAUGUCACACGAGGGUCAGCACUGGCACGCGACCGAGGCUUGCUUCUGCUGCGCCACUUGCCGCACUUCUCUCCUGGGCCGGCCGUUCUUGCCGCGACGUGGUGCCAUUUACUGCAGCAUAGCGUGCAGCAAAGGGGAACCGCCGACGACACCAAGUGACUCUUCCGCCGGGCCGCCCCCGCCCCCGUUGUCCUUCCUCAGGAGUGGUAGGAGGCAGACGAUAGCCACGAGCGAGGGUUCGUCGAGUCCACCUCCACCGCCUCCACCUCCGCUUCCUCCAAGUUCGAGGCAUACCCUCGGAUCUCCUAGGAACUCGCCUCGAAUGACCAGAAGACAUCAACAAAUUUCCGCAUCCUUGGCAACAACGCCUACCCAGAAUACCCAGAAUGCUCUGAGCCCUGAGUUUGGCGCGGAAGGACUUCCUUCCAGUGGUUCCAGACCCAGUGGUCUCGAUAGGGUACUUUUGGAGCGAAAUCUUGAGAGACUGUUACAGGAACGCGGCUCUCAUCCUGACGAAAACUGUAGUGAGUUGGGAAGACUGAUGCAAGCGCGGGAUCGGGAGCCUUUGAGAUGCAUCCAGAAUUGCACACCUACUCACGCAUCAAGCAUGCCGGAACUGCCACCACCUCCGCGGCCAUCGUCGGGAGCAUCAGCAUCAAUGUCAACAUCGACCGCUGGCGCAGCGUCCGCCGGCGUAUUGUCGCAAGAGCCGGCGACGUCACUGACCAAUCCCGGGAUUGGAGUCAGUCAGACGGAUCCGCCGACGCCGACGUCGAGACGCGUGCGAUUCCAAGGGGAUCUAGAUGUCAACGAUCACAGCAUGACGUCGCGUAUCCCUCUUUCGCCAACAAACGACCGAAAUUCGUCAUCGUCGCCCUCGCCCACGUCGCUGUCAAGAGCAAACGUGUCUCGAUCAAGGAGUCUGCAACCCGAGGAGGUUGCUAGCACGUCUUGGGGAACGGCAGGCACGUCUAGGUCAAGAAUGGACGACGAGGAUGACGACGCCGAGAGUUGUUGCUCGACGUGCAGCUCAUCCAGCAGCUCGGACGAGGCCGCGGCUUACGCACUACCACCACGACGGGCCUACGGCGGCGUCCGGAUUUCUUACGUGCCAAACGACGCGGUAGCGUGUGCGCGGAAACGCGCGCCCGCUUCCUCGUCGUCAUCGAAUCAAGCUCAGAAGGACACCGAAAAAUGCGUCAUAUCUUGAUAACUCCUUCGGUACUCCACGAGUUUUUAUAAUACCUCGUCGUUAUGAUAAUUAGAAGGACCUACAAAAGACGUUCGAGAAAGAGUUCCUACAAAGUGGACGCACUUUUCGAUAUCUUUUAAAGCGUCGUUGACGCCUGCAGCAUCGCAGCACGUCUUACACGCACGCCAAACAUAUGUGUGUGUGGACGUGUACGACAAAUUGAAAAUAAUACUCAUUUCAUUUCUGUAAAUAUAGUGAGCUCUCUUCCGGGGCACGCGAUCGUCAGCGCGCCGCCACAAUCCAACGAUCGCGUCCCCUUUAUUUUUAAUACCCUAUUAAUGUAUUUGAUAAUAAUAACGAUGACAAUGAUAAUAACCUUGUGUGUUUUGUUGUCAUUGACACUUUAC
Trachymyrmex septentrionalis is the source of this 5235-nucleotide messenger RNA. Its product is annotated as protein prickle-like. The transcript is spliced from 7 exons. Gene Ontology annotation, molecular function: zinc ion binding. NCBI's taxonomy places the organism in Eukaryota, Metazoa, Arthropoda, Insecta, Hymenoptera, Formicidae. Bases 2150 to 4846 code for a protein of 898 amino acids. The record is from RefSeq and is a predicted model, not a curated record.